AUGUCCGAGGACGCCACCGCCGAGGCCAUCCAGGAAGAGGUGUACGAAGCCGGCAAGCGUCACUUCGCCAAGGAAGAGCUGCGCCAGUGGUUCAAGACGCUUUACGAAGUCCUGCUCGGCAGCGAGCAGGGCCCACGCAUGGGCGCCUUCAUCAAGCUCUACGGUCGCGACAAUGUCGUGAAGCUGAUCGAACGCGCGCUGGCCGGCGAGGAUCUGGGCAAGGCAGCGUAG
Ostertagia ostertagi is the source of this 231-nucleotide messenger RNA. NCBI's taxonomy places the organism in Eukaryota, Metazoa, Nematoda, Chromadorea, Rhabditida, Trichostrongylidae. The record is from the annotation of a GenBank genome assembly.